This is a messenger RNA of Cotesia congregata, 369 nucleotides long. NCBI's taxonomy places the organism in Eukaryota, Metazoa, Arthropoda, Insecta, Hymenoptera, Braconidae. The record is from the annotation of a GenBank genome assembly.
AUGAUUAUUUACGAUACAAUAGAGAAAUUACAAGAAAAAUUGACAGUGACAGUGAUAACAUUUUCAGAGUAUUGGCUUUUAUUUAAUCCAAAAGAUAAAGAUGAAUUGAAUUUGGUAUUAUGCAAUGAAAUUGAUGAAGACAGAAAAAAAAUGAAACAUACGUAUUACAUUAAACUAAGUGAAGGCGAUGAUAUUGAUAUCAUGUCAUCAUUUGAACAAGCGCUAGACACUUUGAACCUAGAUCGCUUGGUUAGAAUACGAAUUGUUGAUACCGAUUAUCAUCACAAAUUAUCGACUAAAUUGACAUGUGUUCUGAAGACAAUAGCUCAACAUAAACUCGUUGAUAAAAUUACUUACUCUUUGAUUUAA